Molecule: messenger RNA, 483 nt
Organism: Dentiscutata erythropus
Lineage: Eukaryota; Fungi; Glomeromycota; Glomeromycetes; Diversisporales; Gigasporaceae
Source: the annotation of a GenBank genome assembly
UUGCAGAAAAUGAUGAGAGUUUGUCUGCAAUUCUCAAUAAUGCUUUGACUAGACAAGAGGAUAUCCCUUUUAUGGCUGUCGAUUUUGAGGGUUCAUCAGAAAAAAUAGGUGAAAAAAAUCAUUAUAUUUUGCAUCUUUACGGUUCUCUCAUUAACGGUCAAAAAGCAGUAGUUAUCCUUACAGGGAUUCAGAUUUUCUUUGAUAUACUUGUUUCUGAUAAAGAAAUCAUAGACAAGUUUAAAAUAAAAAUAGAUGCAAUUCUCUCUAGUGUUAUAAAUACCUAUAAAAUAGAAUAUAUUAAGGCCUUCCCCUUACGCGGUUACUAUACAGAAAAAAAGUCAUAUUUACGAAUUUUUACACUCGGUAGUGGGGAUAGGAAGAAAGCUAUCCAAGCUAUCCAAGAUAACAAUUUCGAAACCGCUUCAGAUGAUAUGUUCUCAUUCCACUAUAAAGUAGCUAGAGAAAAUAGAAUUGUGAUUUCUG